GCGCUGACUUCUAAUGCUCAAGAGUCCGGAUUCGAAUGCUUUAAAAUCAGGGCUAAGAAAAGACAAGAUAACAUUAAUAUGAGACACUGUUAAACAGUAAAAGUUAUCAUAUGUAGGUCUUUUCGUAAUUAUUAUUGCAUUAUUAAUUAUUGUAUUAUCUAUUAAUUAUUGUAAUCAUAUGUAGGUUUUUUGUCUUUUGUUAGCCCUGAUGAAGGCCUGAACUUUGGGCCGAAACGUCGGUAAAGAUAAAAAUAUAUAUAAUUUAUUUAUUUUUACUUUAGUAAAUCUUGUCUGAACACCCCAAUAAACUUAUCUUCAAUAUAUCUACGAUAGCCAAUAAUUAAUCCACUAUGAUUAAAAUUUUUAUUUUUUCAUGAGUUGUGUCAUGCAGCAUCUCAAUGAUUGUGAUAGUGAUUGUUUUAUUUUGUAAAAUUUAUAAAAACAAAACAAACAAAAAAUCUAAUAUUAUAGCCUUAAUUUAUGAUGAUCGUCCUGACAUAAUUUUAUUUAUUAUUUAUCAUCACUUUCCUUACUAAAAUAAUCUCUACAUGGAAACUACACUUCACUUUCACACACAAUCUGUAAUCUAAUUCUGAAAUUGUCUGAAAAGAAAACAGUGACAGGAGCUUAUUCUUGUAAAAAAUGUACACAGGUGCUAACAGUUGACGUUUUCUUCUAAUUUAUACAUGUUCCCAAGAUUUUUUUUCAUUUAUAUUUUAUUGUGUAAUUGAAAUAUUCUUUUCUUUAACAAAUGCAUAUUCCUUAACGAUCCGUAGAGCGCUAUAAUAAUGAAUUAUGAACGAUAAAAACAAAAAACAUCUUAGUAAAAACCUUAAGAGGAUUUAAAAAGAGUCUUUCUAAUUUAAUAUUGGUUAUCUAAUAAGGGGUAUGUGACAGUAAGGCUUCUACUCACUACAGCUCACCAUGCCUGAUUCUCAAAAAAAGAGGGGGACUGGAGCGACCCCUGAUUGGUCAGAAAAUGCAGAGCCAGGUGGACAUUUAUGGUCUUCAGUUUCCAAUGCAAUGGAAUGCUACGUACCAGAUGAACACUGUGUUAAACGCGGAUCGAAGCAGAAAUGUUCGGCUUGUCACAUCGUAGCUCAUGGAGAAUGCGUGCCAUUGGUCGUGAGUCAGAUGAAGUGGCAUUGCCGAUUGACCUUUCGAGAUGCGGACAUUCGAAGUUACAGGGAGGAAGACGUCAAAAAUGAGCAUCACUGGGUCCAACAUAAAUAUGAAAAGAAGGGAAAGUGCAAUUUCUGCUCUAAGUCAUUGCAGCCAAAGAAGCUUUUCAGUUCCAAAGAUCUACAAGUUACGACAUGCUCAUGGUGCAAGAUGUCUUUCCACAACCGUGACAGUUGCUUAAACUCAGAAGUGACAAAAGGCCCUUGUAAUUUAGGAAAUCACGCAAGCAUUGUCGUCCCACCGUCUUGGAUUAUAAAGCUCCCUAAAAGAGAUUUUCGGUCAAGUCUGAAAUCGAAGACGAAACCGUCGGAAGAAAAGGUUCUAGAAGGAAUCAAACCUUUCACAAUAAAAGCCAAACCCACACCAACUAUUAAGCCGCUUAUCGUAUUUAUAAAUCCAAAAUCAGGAGGAAACCAAGGAGUAAAAUUGCUUCAGAAAUUUCAAUGGCACUUGAACCCAAGGCAGGUUUUCGACCUGACACAAGGUGGACCAAACAUGGGAUUAGAGUUAUACAAGAAGGUUCCUCAGCUGAGGGUACUAGCAUGCGGCGGAGAUGGUACGGUAGGUUGGGUACUGUCUGUUAUUGACAAGAUGGGAUUCUGUCCUCCACCUGCUGUUGGAGUACUUCCUCUUGGUACUGGUAACGACCUAGCCAGGGCAUUGGGUUGGGGAGGAGGCUAUACCGAUGAACCAAUAUCCAAGAUACUCAACAACAUCGGCAAUAGCGAUGUCACAUACCUGGACAGGUGGUUGCUACGGGUCGAACCCAACGCUGACUGCAAUGAAGAAAAGAAAGGAAAGGACAAUUUACCACUCAACGUUGUCAACAACUACUUCAGCCUUGGAGUCGAUGCCCACAUUGCAUUGGAGUUCCACACUGCAAGGGAAGCUCAUCCAGAGAGAUUCAAUUCCAGGCUGCGGAAUAAAAUGUUUUACGGCCAACGAGGAGGUAAGGAUUUAUUGCGACAAAAGUGGAAGGGACUGGCUGACUUUGUGAAGUUAAAAUGCGAUGACAAAGACUUCACGCCGGUAUUAAAGGAGCACAAAUUUCAUGCCAUUGUAUUCUUAAAUAUUCCAAGCUACGGAGGAGGUACCCACCCCUGGCCUAGAGGAAGCGGGACAGAACCGUCUACUGAAGAUGGUAUGAUAGAAGUGGUUGGGUUGACCACAUUCCAGUUGCCUCUACUUCAGGCAGGUGGCCAUGGAGACAGAAUAUGCCAAUGCAAAACCGCUACGGUAGUCACCACCAAAACGAUACCAAUGCAAGUGGAUGGUGAAGCUUGCAAACUGAAUCCGAGUAUCAUACAACUGGAGCACCUCAACAAGGCUCCUAUGCUCAUCAAGAAAAAAACUGGAAAAUCCUCUAGCACACAAUCAGGAUUGCAAUCAUUCUCAGUUCAAGUAAAACUUCUGAAGAUGAUGGAUUACGAAAAGCACUACUUCGAAAAAGAUAUUCUGAAAGAUACGGGAAGUUUUGUCGGGGAGCUAACAGUGAUGCCAGAUAACGACUUGGAAAACGUAAGGAAUAAAAUAAAUGAAAUACUAUCAAGUUCCGGAAACCAGAUCUCCCCUGAUUGGUGUUUUGUGGACAGUUGUACAACAGAACGUUUCUUCAGAAUUGAUCGCUCGCAAGAAAAUAUUUAUUACAUAACAGACAUAGCUAAUGAUAUUGUGUUCAUUCUGGAGGCUGCGCAGGAAGUUACAGAGAUGGAAACGGCUUACCCAUCUCCUUCGUCGGAAAAAGUCACCAAUAGUGAUAUAGUCAAAGAAGCGAAAUCUGAUCAAGAAAACAAUUACAUUAACAAUGAAAAUGAAGAGACAGGGUUCAAAUCAACGGUUAAGGAAAUGAGUCAAAAAAACGAAGUACCUUCUGUACCAAGCAUUAUUACGAGUAAUAUAAACUUUUCAAAUGGUUUUCGCCUUAUUUUUCCUGAUAAUAGGAGUCUUUUGGGAAAAUCAUCGAACCGAGUACUAGAUGCAGCGAAAAAAGGAGAUUUGAAAAAGUUAAAAGAACUUCAUUCAGAGGGUUAUUCGCUCCUCUCAAAAAACGGAAAUGGUGAAACUGCUCUUCACAUAGCGGCCUCUCAUGGUCAUAGAGACAUCAUCAAGUAUCUUAUUACCUCAGCUCCACAUCAAAUAAUAAAUUUAAUAGAAGACCAAAAAGGACAAUCAGCUCUACAUAAAGCUGUUGAAUCUAAAGACAAGAAUAUAUGUUGCAUGCUUGUAGCAGCUGGAGCAUCCCUGACAACUACAGACAACAAUGGAAACACUCCAAAGGAUCUCUCGGUAGAUCAAGACAUAUCACUUUACCUUCAAAGUCAGGAAGAAUUUUUCAUUAGCAAGAAAGAGAAUUUUAAGAACAGCACUUAAAUGCUUAGGAGCAUAAAAUAUAUUUGAUACCUGAAUGAUUUUAAUUGGUAAAAUAAAAUAAAAUAUUAUCAACAAAUAGAAUUUAAAGAACUAAGUAUAGAAUGAAAUAAUUUAUAUCAAUUACAAUAAAUUCUGUUACUUUAUUAAUAUAAU
This is a messenger RNA of Nezara viridula (southern green stink bug), 3705 nucleotides long. NCBI's taxonomy places the organism in Eukaryota, Metazoa, Arthropoda, Insecta, Hemiptera, Pentatomidae. The record is from the annotation of a GenBank genome assembly.